This is a messenger RNA of Zeugodacus cucurbitae (melon fly), 1849 nucleotides long. RefSeq names its product leucine-rich repeat neuronal protein 1. Bases 167 to 1684 code for a protein of 505 amino acids. NCBI's taxonomy places the organism in Eukaryota, Metazoa, Arthropoda, Insecta, Diptera, Tephritidae. The record is from RefSeq and is a predicted model, not a curated record. The transcript is spliced from 7 exons. Gene Ontology annotation, molecular function: protein binding. Gene Ontology annotation, cellular component: extracellular matrix.
ACAAUACUCUUAGCCCAACAAAGUUAUUUGAUACUGAUAAGAUUAUAACCAAUUUUGUAAAGAGACGAAGCGACAGUGAUAAGAUAUACAUAAAAUGAUUUCGCUGCUUCGAAAGCGUUUUCAGUAAGUGUUUAGAUUCGACUGUGUUGGCUACAAAUUAUCGCACAUGAAAAUGAGAAGUAAUUGGUUAGCGACUAUUUUAUUAGUCGUGUUGUGCACUUCUCUAGCAACAGCGGAUAAUACCACCACAACUACUGUUGCACCAACGACUGCAGCAACGACACCAGUACCAAAGAUAAAUGUUAUGAAAAGCGAUUUAUGCAAAAAAUGUGUUUGCUUAAGUAAUCCAGAUUACUCACAGAUCGAUUGUAGUGAAAGGAAAAUGAAUCUGCUCUUCAGUGUUGACGAAUGGAAGAUUCUACAAAAUGGCGAUGUCACUUUUGACGUUAUAAAAUUUGAGCAUAAUAACAUUACAAAUCUUACCGGCUUUCCCAGUUAUCCAGUUAAACGUCUUUAUUUGGGUUUCAAUCAUAUCGAAACAAUUGCCAAGUCCGCAUUUGCUAAUCUGACGCAACUGACUAAAUUAGAUUUAUCACAUAAUAAGUUGAAGGUCAAACAAUUGGAUCCCGAUGUAUUCCGUGGCGUAUACGAUGUACAUGAUUAUUUGCCUUUAGGCAAAAUGAUUGAAUUGGAUUUAGGUUACAAUGAAUUACACAGUUUGGAUCCGGAUGUCUUCGAGCAUUUACCGAACUUAGAGACAUUGAUUUUGUCCGGGAACACAUUUCAAGUGGUCGAUCACAAUGCAGCCACUGCUAUCUCGGGUUUGAUAUCACUGAAGACUUUGGAUAUGUCAUUCAUGGAACUUGCAGAGCUACCUGAUUAUCUACUUCAUGGACCACGUGAUUUGGAAACAAUAAUUUUAACUGGCAAUCUGUUCGACGAGCUACCAGAUGAUUUGCAUUUGGCGCCAAAUCUCCGUGAGUUAGUGCUCGAUGAAAAUCCAAUUGGCAAUUUGACUGGAGAUAACGUAUUUCCGACACUACCUUAUUUGACUUACUUGAGCAUGUCCUAUAUGCCAGAUCUGGAGGAAAUCGGUGCCGGCGCAUUUUCGGAAUUGCAAAAUUUAACUACAUUAAUCUUGGCGAGUAAUCCGAAAUUGGGCAGAAUCGACGUAAACGCAUUUUCGAAGAACACAACAAACCCGGAAAUAUUGGCUUAUCCACCAAUGAAGAAGCUGCACAUUCACAAUAACAACCUUACGACUUUGGAACACAAAUUAUUUCAACGUUGGGAUUUGAUCACCGAACUGGAUUUACGUUACAACUAUUGGACCUGUGACUGCAGCAAUCGUUGGCUCAUCGAAGUUUUGAUGGUGCAAAUAAAUAACACCACACCGUUGUGGAUCCAUGAUGUCAACUGCUAUCAGCCGAACGCUUUGCGUAAUCUACCGCUGAUUCAGCUCAGCACGGAGGAGAAUAGGCUAACAUGUAGCAUAGAGGGUGGUAGCCCGAGUGGCAGCCUUUUCUUGAUCGGGCUGCUUGUUGGCAUUUUGUUGUGCAUACCAAUAUUAUUGGGUUCCGUUGCAAUUUGGCGUCGUGGUUGCUUGGGCUUGAAUCGCAACAAUUAUGGCGCUAAUCGUUCGCUGUACAAUCGUGCCAAUUUCAACGAUGAGUUACACAUCUAAGACACGGUUUAUUUUAAAGUUAUUGUAUAGUAGGUUUUAUUUUUUUUUUAUAAAUUGUGUACCUUUAAAGGAAAUAUGCAUACAUACACACUUAUGUAUGUAUGUACUAUAUACAAUCGGCUGAAGUCAUGAAUAAUAAUAAAAUUUAUUUUGUUAUUUCACAAA